Messenger RNA from Megalopta genalis, 3740 nucleotides. NCBI's taxonomy places the organism in Eukaryota, Metazoa, Arthropoda, Insecta, Hymenoptera, Halictidae. The record is from RefSeq and is a predicted model, not a curated record.
AAUCAAUAUUUCUAACAGGAGGGUAAGAGAAAGGGACGGGACGACGGGACCGAGAGUGUCCGCGACUUGGAGAGGAGGGAUGCAAGUCCGGCUACACUAUAGUUGAAAGAAACGACGAUUAUCUGUCAUAGUCCAACGAUUAGAAUAAGCAUCAGUGAUGUGCUGUGGACACCAAUCUAGAGAUUAUGGAUAGGCUGACUAAUUGGACUUAUGAUAUGAAUGAAACAUCAUCAACACCAAACUCUGGACAAAGCUGUAUUUCAAAUUCAUCUACAUCUGCAGUUUUUGAAAAAUUUCUAGUAGUCUCUCCAUCAUUGAUUUCUGUAAAUCAGGAACUGAAAUGGAUCUUCCUUCUACACGCGUACGGUUUCGCGUGUCUCUUUUUUGUACUUUCAUCUUACACAUUUUUAUCCAUUCUACAUAUCAGGUCGCUUAUAUCGAACCGAUCUUAUAUGUCAAAUAUUAAUAUGUUUCUAUGCGUAUUCGGGGCUUUGAGAGCUCUUUGUCUCUUCAUAGAUCCGUAUAAUCUUAAAAAAUCUUUCGUGCCAAAAUUCAUAGGAUCGAUAGCAUGGAAUCUUGGAUUCCCUUAUAUAACGUACGCCUUUAGUCUUAUACAACUGACUUUCCUACAACUAACUCAGCUUAAAUUUGGACCACAAAAUAUACAAAGGGAUUAUUGUGUAAAUUUAAUUAUGGCAGGACAUUUUUUUCUUGUAAUUGCCACCAACAUCGAUCUAACUUCCCCGAAUUGUUACGUUGUCAAUUACAUGGUACAGUCUGUGUUCCUUGUCUUGAGCAUUCUUUUGUAUCUAUCAUUCCUACGUGCAGGUUACAAGAUAAUGCGCUUAUUAAAAGCAGUACCGAGUAGCAUGUUGGCGAGAGACAAUAAUAUUAGCGAUCAGAAAGGUAUCAUGCAACUGGCAAUGUUAGCACCUUACGGUAACUUAGCAUCGUCCGUUGCUGCCGCUCUAGUACCUACUUUGCUCAAUCCUAAGACUAAGAGCACAGAAGAAACAGAACCUCCCACUUUUGUGAUCGAAUCGGAGAAAAAUUGUACAGAUCGUCUUGCAAAAUUAUCUAAAAAGGAAGAGCAACUACAAAAGGAGUGUGAGAAAUUUUGCAGAUAUCCAUCGCGACAAGACGAAAAGACAACGCCUGUGUCCACGGUACCAGAAGUGUAUGUCCGACCGCCGACACCAACGCCUUCGGCAGCUAAUUUGCCUAUAAUAACGGUAUCGAGCCCGAGCCGUAGAAGCUCUGUCGGUAGCAGGCGGAGUAGCGACGCCUCUAGAUCCUCGCGAAGGAAUUCCGAAUGCAGCGUUCGAUUUGUGAACGAUGAGGACGGCACUACGCCAGAACGUCGAUUAAAUUCGGACUUCAACUCUAGACAUUCGCCCGAUAUCGAUCGUAGGCGAUCUCCGGAUAGAAUGUCCAGGAGACAUUCGGAGAAUGUUACUCCUGUAGGAAGCGUAAAAGAUCUAAGACGGUGUUCCGAUUUUACACAUGAAAAAAACAGAGGUUCCCAAUUUGCGGCUAAAUUGAAGCGUAAUAGCGAUUUUGGAAAUAGAACACCUAGAAGAAUGUUACCUUCGAACGAACAUUACAAAUUACCCAGAGUUGUGGAUUUAAGUCCUGCAGACUCAAGACGUAAUUCAGAUAUUAGCGGAAUCAUUUCGAAAAGCGAGUUACGUAGAAAUUCAGAUAUUUCCUUUCGACGUAAUUCUGAGAUGAUUCAAAUCAAACCAUUAAACUUGAACCGCCAGAAUAGUGACAUAAGCAUUAGAACUUUAAGUAGAAGUCCUACCCAUGGUCGUAAUAUAGUUCCUGAAAAAAUAGAAAUACAGGAGAAGUCCGAAUCGGACUCGGAUCAGCCUGAUUGUAGCGAGAAAGCAGUCUUAAUGGCAGAAAAGAUCAAAACCAAAGAGGACGAUGGAAAAGGGCGCAAGAAAAGUUUAUCAUGGAAAAAUGAAAAGGGAAAAGAGGAAGCCGGAGAAAUAACCGUCGAGACUACAUUGCUUCCUGAAACUGCUACAACCGAUACAAAAAUUACGAGUGGCGACUUUACGCUUCAUUCGAUAUUAAAUCACAUCGCGUAUGUAGACAGAUCGAAAUCCGAUACGCGUCUGCAUAUACUUGAAGCAAAUUCAAAGAAGAUGAAAAUUCGAAAAGUAUUAAAUGUAAUAUAUGUAACUGCAAUUUUAGGAAUCAUUUUAUGCGUUGCAGACAUUGCACGUAUUUUUGGUCCAUAUGGACUUUUAGCCGAGAGAGUAAGGUAUGGUACACAACCAACCGUAUCACAGUAUCCAAAACCUUGGCCAUGGUUUGUGUAUCAGACAUUAUGCAGAGGUAUUGAACUAAUAAUGGGUUGGGCAAUGGCAAGUAUUACUCGUGACUAAGUUCAAAAAACAUCAGUACCUAAAUGGUUACCUUAAAUAUAAUGUACAUGGGAAACUAGGUAACAAUCCUUACAUUUAAAGUAAUGCAAUACUGUUAGUAGUAAUAAUGAUAAUAAUACCAGUUCAACAUUGAAGUGCCCUACUAUUAAAUGUUUAACAAAAAUUCUUGAUAACUGAUAAAAAAUCAUCCUAUUUACAAAUGCAAAUUUUAACAGUAUUUUAAUUCUAUAUGUGAUACACUAUUUACCUAUAUAGUAUAGAUGAUCCCUUUAUGUCUACUAUUAUACAUAUGUAAGUGUCAACUAAGAAUGUGUUACUGUAUAAAAUAAGAGACUGGCCACACAAUAUGUUACAAUAAUUCGUUUGUGUAUUCGUUACUGUCAAUCGAUCCUUUCGAUAGAUUUUUCUAACAAUAUUGCUUGCCUUCGAUCAGUUGCGGCUUCAUCGAUUUAUAUGAAAUUCUAACAUUACAUUCUAUUUGACAAUGAUUACUAUAAAAUCUAAUGUUAUGGAAGAAAUUACAUGUACUUAACAAGCAUGAGAAAAUCUUGUUGAUUAUAGUUAUUGGAAGCUACAAUAAUUUUUAGUAUAUAAUAUAUUAUGUCGUCAAUGUUCAAUAUGCCAAAUACUUGUGUUACCUAUAUAUUAAAUGUUUAUGAAAAUCGACUCAAUUGAAGUAGUCUUAUACACGUAUAGAUGUGGAUAUUUAUAUACGAACUCAAUGUACAUACAAUAACAAAUGGUAUCGUUUGAAUUAAACUGAUUCAAGCUGUUCAAAAUGGUGCAUAAUAAAACACUAUUUUUAUUGAUGAAAAUAUUAUUAUAAUACCUGUGCUAUAUUUGCAAAGUUCAGUGCAUAAUGUCACAAAAAUGUUGGAAGCAAUUUAUAAAACGAAUUAUCUUAUAAAACAGUCAUUUACGAAUUUAAGUUUAUGUAAUAUAAUAUAUGUUACACAAAAAAUCGUGUAGCUAAAUAGAAAUUACUAAUAAAAUAAGACUUCGAUAGAAUUGUUUCUCUAUUAAAUAGAUUCUAAUAUACACACAAUUUUUGGUCAGUUCGAGGGAAGUAACAUCGAUCCAAUCACAUAAAUGAUCGUGAUUUAACGAGAAUUAUUUUUGUUUCGUUUCUGUUUGUGUAAAAUUUAUUUCAGUAGCAUAUGAGAUUUUUGGUACUGGUAACUGUACAUUAGAUAGUGGUCAUUGCAUCGCAUUGUUGAUUGUUUCCUCAUUUCAUGACAUUGUUGUUUCGUAAAUAUGCCACAGGUAAUAAAGCAAAUGUCAAAAGAAAUAUGUAAACUAUAAAAGGUCUUAGAUCAAUAAACGUCUCUCUAGUCAUGUUUGUGA